UUGUCGGAGGAGGAGCUUCAGACGGUGAAACUUUUCAUGGACAACACACCAUCCGUCGUCAACAUUGCAAACAUAGCGGAGCGGACGAAUUUCAGGACGAUGGACACGAUGCAGGUUCCCCAGGGGACGGGCUCGGGGUUCAUAUGGGAUACAAAGGGGCACGUGGUGACUAACUUCCACGUCAUCCGGGGGGCCUCCGACAUCAAAGUGGCGCUCAUUGACUCCUCGGUAUACCCUGCCAAGGCGCGGGGGGACCCGGACAAGGACAUAGCGGUGCUGCAGCUGCAGGCGCCUGAAGAGAAGCUGCGCGAGCUGCGACCUGUCACGCUCGGCACCUCAACCAACCUCCUAGUGGGCCAGAAGGUGUAUGCUAUCGGAAAUCCCUUUGGGCUGGACCACACGCUCACUCAGGGCAUAGUGUCGGGGCUGGGGAGGGAGCUGGCGACGCCGGGCUACAGGGGCGUUCCCAUUAAGAACGUCAUCCAGACAGACGCUGCAAUCAAUCCCGGCAACAGCGGCGGAGUGUUGCUCAACAGCAAAGGGCGCCUGGUCGGCAUAAAUACAGCCAUCGCUGACCCCACCGGCGCCAACUCGGGCGUGGGCUUUGCAAUUCCCAUCGAUGGCACCAAGGGGCUAGUGGAGCAGAUUUUGACCUAUGGAAAGGUCGUGCGGCCGAUCUUGGGCAUCACAAUAGCUCCCCCACAGACCGUGCGCCAGAUCGGGGUAGAGGGCGUUCUCAUUCUGGAGGUGCCACCUGGCGGCCCCGCAGCCAACGCAGGCAUCAAGGGAACUUUCAGGCGCGCACCCAUCAUCCCCCCUUGCCUUCCUUGGGACGAACUGGGCCGAGUGGUGUUGGGGGAUGUGAUAACAGCGAUAGAGGGGCGCGAAAUUAAGUUGCAGAGGGAGCUGUUCGAAAUCCUGGACGAGAAGCGGCCAGGGGAUAAGAUAAAGGUGGAGGUCCUGAGGGGCGGCGAGAAAAAGAGGUUUGAAGUGAUCCUGGGGGGCCGCGAUGUUUUGGGCACGGAGUGA
Coccomyxa subellipsoidea C-169 is the source of this 1029-nucleotide messenger RNA. RefSeq names its product trypsin-like serine protease. Gene Ontology annotation, biological process: proteolysis. The transcript is spliced from 8 exons. The record is from RefSeq and is a predicted model, not a curated record. Gene Ontology annotation, molecular function: serine-type endopeptidase activity; protein binding. Lineage: Eukaryota; Viridiplantae; Chlorophyta; Trebouxiophyceae; Coccomyxaceae. The annotation marks the transcript as partial.